Peronospora belbahrii is the source of this 906-nucleotide messenger RNA. The record is from the annotation of a GenBank genome assembly. NCBI's taxonomy places the organism in Eukaryota, Oomycota, Peronosporomycetes, Peronosporales, Peronosporaceae.
AUGUCCAAAGACGAGCUUAGUAUUGAGCACGGUACGCUGUACCACCCAAAUACAUUGGAAAUGAGUCGGGUGCUACACAAAAUUUGUUUUGUCCCAGAAAUGAUCGUCACCCACUUUUAUCCGACCACACCCGACUUCAUUGUCCCUUUUGCUUCCUCAAAGUCGGAUCUAUUUGUAACCAUUAUGGCCGUAGGGAUCACAUCAACACGCAACGCGCCAAUGCUCAAUUUCUCAGGCUAUUAUCACAAACGAACAUCUUCCGUCGAUCUGUCUCAGUCCACUGCUUGGCUAGAGCACCUUCAACUUAAUUUAUGCACCGUCAAUAACACUCAUGCGAAUGGCAAAUCAUCAAAGGUGCAGUACCAAGUGCAAGCUACUUACACGCCGCCAUGCUGCCAAGACCCUGAACUCGUAUGGACUGUCAGUCGACCUUUUGACGACUUUCGUCGCUUCCGUAAACAGUUGAUGCGAGAUCUGCAGAAUGGUCAUGCGUGCCCCGCAGAGUGCAAAUGGCUCUAUACGGUAAUCAAGAAUCACUUUCCCAAGCCGAAUUUGCUGCCCAUCUACUCGUCACGUGUCGUGGAGACGCGACGACAAUCUCUCAUACGAUUAUUACGGACACUUCAAGCAUCACUAAUCAAUAGAGGCAACCAAGGCUGCAAAGUGCUGGUGCAGAGUGUCUGUCGCGCUUUUACAACGUUUAUGGUAGGCGACAACACUCAGCUGCCCGACAUGAUGAUGAGACUAUCCGACUGCAGCUCAGGCCAGAGCAGUCGUGCUUCAGCCACGUCAUUCACGUCAUCAGGAUGUAGUGACGAGGAAUGUUGCUCGAAGGAUGUUUCGCCAGCCCGUCGCUUUGAGAUGCAGAAGCGACAUGAUACCCAGGAACUGUUUAUUUAUCGAUAA